GCGGGUUGACGUCGUCCGACCUUUUUCAUUAGGCUAUCAAGGAAAGGAGUUGACAACAAACCAACAGGACAUCAACCUGUGUUGAACUUCUAGAGCUAGAUAAUUCAUUUUACUUUGGCAAACGUUGCUACCUUUGGUCACCUCACUGUGUUGGUCACACCCUUUAUCGCCUGCCCCCCUCUGGAGCUCCGUGUAUCUGUCUGGCCGCCAUGUUGGGCAGUGUGGGUGUCACAGUGCAACCGGAGACUUGUAGCCUUGCUAGCCAGCUAAUCACAUAAACACUAAUACCGAUCGUCUAUGAUUUCCCCUCCCAAUAAAUAAAUUAAGUUCGAAAGUUAACCAAGUUUUCACUGAGAUUUUCAUAUAGCCUUAGACCUACAAAACUUACACCGGGCUGAAUUCCCGGGCGAACACUGGUCUGAGUUCCAACUCGAGCACUGGUACGGUAAUGGCGGAAUUUGCUGCGCCGAAGUCUUACUCUGCAUGGAAAUGGUUUUAACAGGCCUGUCAACGGAGCAGGGAUACUCUUGAAAGAGGGAACACAGGAUUGGACUCCUAAAAGCCCCCUUUACACACAGACACUCUCACUGGCACAAACACACACACACACACACACCCUCACACACACCCUCACACACACCCACACAUACAAGAAGACUCUUCAUAGAACUUUGGAGAAUUCUCACAAAAUCGGAGCCGUGUUUUUCAAGUUCAAUUUUCCUUUGUGACGAUCGGACACAGAAAGCACUACUUGUCAUCACCAUUUAAUUAAUUUAUUUUUUAAUUCCUCCAUACACCUUUCCACACACUGCCAUCAUGCCGAGCUCCACCAUCCGCAGGCAGAUGAAGAAUGUGGUGAACAACUACUCGGAGGCGGAGAAGAAGGUGCGGGAGGCCACCUCAAACGACCCGUGGGGCCCAUCCAGCUCAGUCAUGUCCGAGAUCGCAGACCUCACCUACAACGUCGUGGCCUUCUCGGAGAUCAUGAGCAUGAUCUGGAAGCGCCUGAACGACCACGGCAAGAACUGGCGGCACGUCUACAAGGCCCUGACGUUGCUGGACUAUCUGAUCAAGACGGGCUCGGAGCGCGUGGCCCUGCAGUGCAAGGAGAACAUCUUCGCCAUCCAGACGCUGAAGGACUUCCAGUACGUGGAUCGCGACGGCAAGGACCAGGGCGUGAACGUGCGGGAGAAGUCCAAGCAGCUGGUGUCGCUGCUCAAGGACGAGGAGCGACUGAAGGGGGAACGCUCGCAGGCCCUCAAGACCAAGGAGCGUAUGGCGCAGGUGGCCACCAGCGUGGGCAGCGGCAGUGCAGCAGCAGUUGGUGGUGGAGGUGGUGCUGGUAGUGGUGGCAUGGGCUUUGGCCGCGGCUCCAGCCAGCCUAACCUGUCCACCAGCUACUCGGAGGAGUACGGACGCUCGGAGGGAUCGCCGGCUUCAUAUCAUGGAUCAACGUCUCCUAAUGCCUCGUCGGAGCUGGAGCAGGCACGACCCCAGACCAGCGGGGAAGAGGAACUGCAACUGCAGCUGGCCCUGGCCAUGAGCCGAGAGGCAGCUGAACAGGAGGAGCGUAUGCGCCGCGGAGAUGACCUAAGGCUUCAGAUGGCACUGGAAGAAAGCAAAAAAGAGAACCCGAAAGUCCCGAAGAAAAAGAAAGAGCCCCAGUCGGCCCUGAUGGAUCUGAUGGACACUGUGCCGGAGGGCCCUGCGGACCAGGCGCCCGACCCCUGGGGAGCCCCCGCAGGAGCAGCUGCUGCAGCUCCAGACCCCUGGCAGGCAUACGGUGCUGCCCCUAAGCCUGCUGUGGACCCCUGGAGCCUCCCGGGGGCCUCUGCCUCAGUCACCCCCAUGAAGAGUGCUGAUCCCUGGGGAGCGCCUGCUGCCCCUGUUGCCGACCCCUGGGGCUCUGCCCCCAAAGCCUCAGAGAGCUUUGACCUGUUCAGCGCAUCAAAUGGUACUUCCCGAGAGGACCUGUCAGAGUUUGACAGCCUCCGCGCCAUGGCAGCCACUGGUGAUCGUAUAGGAAGUUCUGCACUGCCCUCUCAGACCAGCAUGUCUGUGAGUCCCGACCUGUUUGACCUUCAGCCCGGCGGCGGCCCUACCAGGAAAACCCCCGAGUCCUUCCUGGGCCCCAACGCAGCGCUGGUCAACCUGGACUCCCUGGUGACCAAGCCCCCCCAGCAGCCCGCCCCCAUCAUCAACCCCUUCCUAGCAGCAGGUGCUGCGCCAGUGCCAGCCCCUGCACCAGCCCAGAACCCUUUCCAGAUCAACCAGCCACAGCCCCCCACCCUCAACCAGAUGCGUGUGAGCCCCAUGCCGGGCUUCGGUGGGCUGUCCCAGCGGAGCGCCGACCCCCUGCCCCUUUCCUCCUUGCCCCCCACUGGCCCAGGCGCGGUUGGUAUGGUGCCCCUGGCGCCCAUGGCCCCGCUGAUGCCCACUCCCAUGGGCAUCCCCACCUCCAUGUCCCUGCCCCAGCCGCUCAUGAGCGGGGGCCUGCCGCCCUCUGGCCCCGCCGCCCAGGCUGGCACCACCACCAACCCCUUCCUGUUGUGAGGAACACACACCCGUGUGUAUCCCCACCACAACCCCCCAACCCACAUGACCCCUGAAUCAAGCCCGCUUUG
Molecule: messenger RNA, 2624 nt
Organism: Engraulis encrasicolus (European anchovy)
Lineage: Eukaryota; Metazoa; Chordata; Actinopteri; Clupeiformes; Engraulidae
Gene: epn2
Product: epsin 2
Exons: 9
Coding region: 817-2553 (578 amino acids)
Biological process (GO): endocytosis
Cellular component (GO): plasma membrane; endosome; clathrin vesicle coat
Molecular function (GO): phospholipid binding; clathrin binding
Source: RefSeq, a predicted model, not a curated record